UACAUACACGCCCAUCUUCAUGAAUUGAAACAACCUCAAGCAAAAGGUAAUGAAACAAUCAAGAACGUCUAGCUCAGAUUUAAUUUCUAUUUAAAAAAAAAACAACGAACCAUGUCCGGCUAUUCAGAAACCAUUGAUAUGGACGCACUGCAAAAUGCAGCAAAAGCACUUCUAAUCAUCUUCAUUAUUUUAAUAACAAUUUCAAACGGUGCUCUUGUUAUCAAAAUCAUGAGACAAAAACAAUUUUUUUAUAGCCCCAAAUAUCUUGUUCUGAUAUCUCUGGCUGUUGGGGACAUUUUUCUGGCGCUGUUCGCCUUGGUUAUACAGGCCAUGAUGUUCUUUCAGUUACACGAGGAUGGAUUUGAUGGAUGUCGGCUAGGUUUUUACUCUAACGUAUACGAAAAUUAUAUUUUAAAUUUUGUGUACGGAACUGGUCUCAUUGUGCUUUCAGCUGAAUUUGUUUACCGUCGAAGGUCAAACAGACCAAGAACAACAACUCAUUUCGAUUUGAUUCGCAGUUUCCUGAUCAGUAGCUUCCCUUGGUUACUGAGCUUGUUGAUUAUCCUACCCUUGUCAAUGUCUGGCGUAGAUCUGGAGUCGUGUAGACUAAACUUCACACUCGACAGAAAAAAUGCACAGAUUGUUGUCUCAACGGUACUCCCUGCUUGUCUGGCGGUGAUCGCAGCUGUUGUUAUCGCCUGCUUCAAGAUGGAUCGUGGUUACGUCCAGCACUUAGAGAUGACGCCAGGUGACCAAACAUUAGCCAGUGGUCAAUGUGUUGAUAACUUUGGUGCCCAACAUAGAGAACCCGAUGCAAACGCACCAGCAAAUAAUGCUAAUCCAGCUUAUCAUCCAUCUUAUUUACCACCAUAUUCUCCAGGACAAAAUCAACCUCAAGCCCCGCCAAUGGGCCACUUCGCUCAACAAAUUUACAUCAACAAUAGUUCGAACACGGCAGUUGUGGUAAACGACAACAUCCCAACGAUGCCAUCGGCCAACGCCAUCUACCCAGAACAAAACAAGAUUCUCUUUCUGGCACUCAUCUUCUGGUUCCUAGUAACGCCGUUGGCCUUUUAUUACCUGGUGGUAAUAAAUGCCGAGAUUAGGUCAUCAGCGGUGAUGAGUAUAGCGUUUAACCAGGGCUUGAUGUGGCUCAUGCUUCUGAGGCCUGUCGUCACUGCGAUAGUCACCUCACAAACAGAUUAUAUAACACAGCUUUAAUUGACCUUGACAAACAGCUUACACAGCUCAAUUUUAACUGUCUUUUAGAAGAAUAGUACAGAAUAACGGCUAUAUUAAUCCUUCACAAACAGUGUACAUAAUACAUCUUUAACUGUCCUACAAACACAACUAUAGCCUACCUAACAGUGUUUUAGCAUGGUUUAUCUUUAGUUGUAGAAAUUUAAUGCUUGAAAACUAAUAUGACACAAACUUGUUGUCUACAUAUACAUGCAUACAUACGUACA
Messenger RNA from Physella acuta, 1466 nucleotides. RefSeq lists its product as uncharacterized. The record is from RefSeq and is a predicted model, not a curated record. Lineage: Eukaryota; Metazoa; Mollusca; Gastropoda; Physidae.